This is a messenger RNA of Polyodon spathula (Mississippi paddlefish), 1158 nucleotides long. RefSeq names its product ephrin-A5-like. Gene Ontology annotation, molecular function: ephrin receptor binding. The record is from RefSeq and is a predicted model, not a curated record. The transcript has 5 exons. The annotation marks the transcript as partial. Gene Ontology annotation, cellular component: plasma membrane. Gene Ontology annotation, biological process: ephrin receptor signaling pathway; axon guidance. Lineage: Eukaryota; Metazoa; Chordata; Actinopteri; Acipenseriformes; Polyodontidae.
CGAUCGUCAGGUUGCGGAGAGGGGACUAUGCGGUCCAGGUGACUAUCAAUGACUAUCUGGACGUGUUCUGUCCUCACUACCCGGACUCUGUCCCCGACACGCAGACGGAAUCCUUCGCACUUUACCUGGUCAGCUUCGAGGGGUACCGGGGCUGUUUCGAGAGCCCCGGGGCGGUCAAGCGCUGGGAGUGCAACCGCCCCCACGCCCCCUUCGGCCCCGUCCGCUUCUCGGAGAAGAUCCAGCUCUACACCCCCUUCUCACUCGGGUUCGAGUUCCGCCAGGGGCAGGAUUACUACUACAUCUCUCUGCCUCUUGAGGACAGUCCUGCAGCCAACCCCUGCCUGCGUCUCCGCGUCUCAGUGUGCUGCAAACCAACUGCAGGAUCACAAGUGGACGUUCCAGGAGGGACCACAGCGCCCCACAGUGGAGGGUCCUCCCUGCUGCAGAGUCCCGAGACCCUCCUCGCUCUGUCCCUGCUGAGCGCGUGCGUCUCCCUGCUCCCCCCCCUCCCCCUCCGAGACUGAACCGAACCCUACAAUGACAAACACAAACCGGACAGUACUUUAGAGGAGGGAGCUGGACAGACAAACCGUUAUCUAGCAGGGUCUGGCACGCUCGCUGCAUUCGGGUCCUCCUGUUCAUUUUGCAAGGCUUUUGCAGUGCAAAGUCUUUCAUCACACAAGAGGCUGACGAGUCCUUUUAGUCUAAAGCAAAACCAACCAAAAAAAAAACCGAACAAACGAAACCUCUCCAGCUGUUCUCUUUUUAAGAGAUGAAUUCUAAUGACAGGCCACACAAUUCCUGAUUCGCUGCACGCACUGACACGCACGCACGCACGCACGCACACACAGCUGUGUCUAAAUGCUUCUGGGCUGAAACAUGCUCUUUUCUGUUUACACAUCUUUUAUUGUUGCCGGUUUAAUCGGGUCAAGUUUUAAUUGCCCUUCCUCUGUUUUGGUUUUGUCAUACUUUCCCAAGCUCCUGGGAAUAGAACUGAUGUGCGCACGCGCACACACACACACUCACACACACACAUGUGUACGUGGCCACAGCUGCACGGAGUUAACACCAGUCUCUUCGGAAACAAACAUACCAUUACUGAGCUGCGUGAGUGAAUGAGAGAGGAGAUUUCCUCUGCUGGGAAAGAGGAGAAACACA